AACAAACUGGAAAAACUUACACACACAUCAGCGGUGUACAUUUAACCUAAUCAUUUUUGGAAGAUUGUACAGCAGUUGGCCUUCUUUGAUCUGGUCUAAACCCAAAGAAUUUCCAGUUCAGGAGGUAGACACUGUCGAGCAGGUCAAGUGAACGUUUGCGGCGUCCACCUGUUCAAGUUUUUGUUCCAGGGGCGUGCCAAAUGUGUCAGCUCUCGAGUGGGAAAGUCACAGUGAAGUCGCACAGCAGUCUGUCAACAACGCUAACGGGUUUCUGUCGGUAAAGAGAAGAAAAAUGCGCACAUAAAGUUGGUGGUUUAGCUUUUGUUUUCAAGUAUUCGCCGGGAGAAGGUAUGUUUCAAGGAAAUGAGGUUAAAAUGAAGAUGAAAGCUGCUGGAUCUUCAAGUCGACACACGUUUGGCCCCUCUGCCAGACUGGAGAAGGCGGGAUCUUGUGUCAAACCUUUCCAGUGUCUGCACAUACUUCUGCUGGCCCUGCUAUUGGCAGAUCAGGCUGCCUGUGUUGAGGCCGCUGAUGCCGUCCCCACUGUUCCUUCCACAAACACACAGCCUUCAGUAUACUCCUUUUUUGUUGUCACUGUGGAAGUCAAUGUAGAGAAAGAGGAAGCAGAGAUCAUGGCCUGGCUUAAACAGAUGUUUGCAAACCAGCUGCACACCUGUGUGUCUCCAACCAUUGAAGAAACUACUGCUGCACCUACCUCCCCACAAACUACCUCUGCAAACACUUCAUAUGAAACAACCCUCGUGAAGACACCAUCAACAUCACAAAUAUAUAAUUCAACUACAGCUAUGGCAAUGACGAGGCCACAGAGCAACAACCAUACUACAAAUGGAACAACUACAGCAUUUGAAAGCGACAGAAAUACUACAGCUGCAUCAACUACAGCAUUUGAAAGCGACAGAAAUACUACAGCUGCAUCAACUACAGCAUUUGAAAGCGAUAGAAAUACUACAGCUGCAUCAACUACAGCAUUUGAAAGCGACAAAAAUACUACAGCUGCAUCAACUACAGCAUUUGAAAGCGACAGAACUACUACAGCUGCAUCAACUACAGCGUUAAAAAGUGACAGAACUACUACAGCUGCAUCAACUACAGCGUUAAAAAGCCACAGAACUACUACAGCUGCAUCAACUACAGCGUUAAGAGGCAUCACCACACCUUCAGCUGGAACCGUUUUUUUAGAAAGCCCCUCUAUAAUCAAACGUGGAAGCACACUUUUAUUUAAAACAACAUCGGUAACAACAGUCGCUGCAAGCAGCAAAACAAAGAAGCCAAAACCAGAUGCGGCAAACAAUAAGCGCCUAGUUCGGGAAAUCCUAGCCAGUGUGACAACAAACAGUACGACCAUCAGUGACAUAACAUCUGAUCUAUUUCAAGAUCUUGAUGGUUCAUGCAUCCAGAAGACUGCAAUAAGGAACACCAGCUGUUCAGUGACGCUGAAGCUGAAGCAGCAGGUCCCUUUAUGUUGUAUCUUCCGUACGCUCUGUGUGGCCAGUCAUUCCUCUUCUGACAUCCAUGUGGUGGCAGUAAAUAACAGCAGUCUAACAAUGGACUGCAGCUGCAAUAGUACUGGUCAAGACAUUGGAUUAUGUGAAGACUCUGGGACUGUGUUUCCUCUAGGCAACUCAACACACUGUGGGUUAGUUAAUGACGACACCUGCAACUGCUCUGCUUACUGCAAUGGAGCUGAGGCAUACUACACUUUUGACAUUUUAAUACAAGAUACCAAGAUGAACUUUUCAUUCGUUUCGUCCAUGAUUUAUAAACUGAGUAAACAAGACUGCCCUUCAAAGGAGGACGUUGCAUGUCCCCUUUCCGUCAUCGCAUCAGAAUACAAGAAUGCCAAUGUGACAUGUGGAAGCACAUCAACAAAUCUUCAAAGUUGCACAGUGAUUUUACACCUUGGCCAUGAGGUUCCGAUCUGUAAUGUGUCGGAAGCUUUGAGGAAUCUGUUUGAAUCUGAGCCAGGAAUAAGUUACAAUGGAAAAGUGACUCGAGCAGCCGUUUGUGGAAAUUCCAACAGUGCCAAUCCACUGAGUUCUAUCUCCAAGUGGACACAGAUGAACCUAAGUCCUGCAUCCUUUUGCCCAGCAAUAGCAUUGUCUACCAUCCUGACUUGUCAAGAAGGGAAAAAUAUGCUUGUAAAGCUUUCGGAGUCGUGUGUUGGACAGGCGCCUACACCCAGCCCGAAUAUGACAACCUCACAACCAAACGCCUCCACCCCGCUUGUAAAUGUUACUACUUUCAACUCGACAACAACAUCUCCAGCCCUGAAUGCAACCAACACUGUUGCUAAUGUCGGCGAGUCAGCUGAAAGCCAAGCCAAGGCGCUGCUUGAGAUGACCAAAGACGUGUCCAAGCUGAACUCCAGCCAGGUGCGUGAGCUGGUGUCCAAGCUGGAGAGACUUUUGUUGGGCCCAACGGUCAGCUUUUCUCUCGGAAACACCUCCGUCCACAUUGUCAGCAAUCUGCUCGGUGCCUCUCCUGCGGUGCUGUCUGACUCCUCCAACAGCAUUAUAGGGAUUGUUGAUACAGUGGGGUUGAAGCUGGUCCUCGAUGGAAAGGUCGAGAACGUCCUGUCCUCAGCUGUGGCUCUGUCUGUGAAACCAGCAGAUGGCAGCAACUUCCAGGAAACAUUUUUCUCCAUCUCAGACCCUAAUACUGUUCAGGUCCGUGGGGGUUCCAGCAGGCCCAGCAGGAAGGUGAGAGCAGACCCCUCCCUCCCGCAGGGCUCCAUCAAGCUGCCGCCCUCCCUCACUGAGGACCUGACCAGCCAGGAGCAGCAGCUGGUCAGAAGAGUCCAGUUCAAUUUCUACCAGGACGACUCAGUUUACCAGGACCCUUCUUUGGGAGAGCGCAAACUCAACAGCGGGAUCCUGGGAGCGAGUGCGGCCAACCUGACCAUAAAGGAACUCCAAGAUGAUGUUGUAAUUCAGCUGAGGAACACAGAGCCCGUUCCAGCUAAUUUUGUGGCUAUCUGCGUUUUCUGGGACUUCACAUUAAAUAAUAACUCAGGGGGCUGGAAUCCAAGAGGCUGUUCUGUCCGAAAAAGCACAGACAACGAGACGAUUUGUGGCUGCAACCAUUUGACCAGUUUUGGUAUCCUGCUGGACCUUGCCAGACAGCCUCAAACCAGUCGUACACAGGCCACCAUCCUAACGUUUAUCACAUAUAUUGGCUGUGGGGUGUCGGCCAUCUUCCUCUCUAUCACCCUCCUCACCUAUCUGGCCUUUGGGAAGUUACGUAAGGACAUUCCCUCUAAAAUCCUGAUCCAGCUGUGCCUGGCUCUGCUGCUGCUCAACCUGGUCUUCCUGGUGGAUGCAUGGCUGGCUCUGUACCCGGACGCUGUGGGCCUCUGCAUCUCCACCGCUUGGUUCCUGCACUACUUCCUCCUGGUGACCUUCACCUGGAUGGGACUCGAGGCCGUCCACAUGUACCUGGCCCUGGUGAAAGUCUUCAAUAGCUACGUUUCCCGCUACAUGGUGAAGUUCUCGCUCGUCGGCUGGGGGGUCCCGAUGAUUGUGGUCAUUAUUGUCAUCGCCGUUGACAAGGACAACUACGGCCUUGUCUCUUAUGGAAAGUUUACCGAUGGCACUAGUGAUGAUUUCUGCUGGCUGAAAAAUGACAUUGCUUUCUACGUGUCAGUGGUGGCUUACUUCUGCCUCAUAUUUCUGUUCAACCUCGUCAUGUUCGUGGUGGUGCUCGUCCAGCUGUGUCGGAUAAAGAGACAGAACCCUCACAAUUUGCAGCACCGCAGCAUACUGCAGGACGUGCGCAGUGUGUCGGGGAUCACCAUCCUCCUGGGACUCACAUGGGGCUUUGCCUUUUUCGCCUGGGGGCCCCUUAACCUGCCAUUCAUGUACCUCUUUGCCAUCUUUAACUCCUUCCAAGGUUUCUUUAUAUUUAUCUUCUACUGUGCGAUAAAGGAGAAUGUGAGGAAGCAGUGGAGGACCUUCCUGUGCUGCGGCAGAAUGAGGCUGGCAGAGAACUCAGAAUGGAGCCGCACUGCAACACAGAAGAUUGCUAAGAAGUCCUCGGUGACCAGAGUUACGUCCCUUCAAUCCUCAAACUCGUCCCAGUUCAACAACUCAUCCAGCUCGUCCUGUUUCCUCGUCAGCGACUCCUCCGAGCUCGCUAAUGGCAUGAACAGCCCGUUUGAAGACAACGUGAUCACGGCAGAGGAAAACCACAGCACGGAUGUCGUCCUCAACGAGAUCAACAUGCAGUACAGAAACCAACAAACGCCCUGAUCCAGGAAGGACUCGACUGUUUUUCAUGGGGGUUUUUUUUAGGCCAUUUUUCACCUUUAUUGAUACAGAUAGAUUUGAGAGGGGGCGAGAUGCAGCAAAGGUCCGCAGGUCGGAGUCGAACCCCUGCAGGGAGCGCUCAGCCUUAUCUCUACCGGGAAGCUUUGGGCAGCCCAGAACUGAAUAUUUAAAGGCUCUUAUUUUGAAAUACUUGUAUAUAAUGUUAAUAGAGAAUAAUUUAUAUACGCUCCAUUUUCCUGUCACUUGUAUUAUGACUUGUAAUGGGCAAUCCUAAAUUAUGGCACUUGAUUUUUACACGCCAUCUUAUCUUUAAAUAUGUAUCUGCUGUAUUUGCAAAGGGAGCCUUUAUUCCUUUGUAUAGGGAUGUCAUUUUUAUAAGCAGCUGAAUAACAAUGUGUACACUGAAAACUAUUCACUAUAAGCACAGGCCAACAGGCUGGAUUCAUUUUUCACUGUGAAUUUCUGUCUUUGUGGUUGUUAAAAUAAAGGAAGCAUGUUCAAGCUUA
Eleginops maclovinus (Patagonian blennie) is the source of this 4792-nucleotide messenger RNA. Its product is annotated as adhesion G-protein coupled receptor G2. Bases 351 to 4268 code for a protein of 1305 amino acids. Gene Ontology annotation, biological process: adenylate cyclase-activating G protein-coupled receptor signaling pathway; cell surface receptor signaling pathway. Gene Ontology annotation, cellular component: plasma membrane. Lineage: Eukaryota; Metazoa; Chordata; Actinopteri; Perciformes; Eleginopidae. The transcript has 30 exons. The record is from RefSeq and is a predicted model, not a curated record. Gene Ontology annotation, molecular function: G protein-coupled receptor activity.